AAAUCCCGAUGCAUAUCAAGGGAAAAGUGGAGAGUGUGUGUGCGGGCCUUUUUUUGAUUUAAACUUUACACUCUGUUUAGAACGUUCUUCCUCUCAAUAUUCGAAAGAGGGGGGUUUCUUUUGGAUUCUUGCCAAGCAACAGAAAACAAAACUAAUUUCAACAUAUUCUGUCGGACGCUUACCCCGCCUUUCGACUUUGUACUACCUUGUCAAACAAAAACGCAACAAAAUCAUCCUCUUGUCUUCUCAAUGACUAGAUCCAGAUAAAAAGCUCAAAAGGUGGUGAGGAGGUCAUUGAAGAUUCAAAAAAAUAAAAACAGCAACAACAUGCGAUUCUUAGCACAGGCCGUUCAUCGGUCAUUCAGAAAGGUGGAACAUUGUGCUGAUUGGAUGACAGGAGCAGCAGGACCGAUUUUCGUUUUAUUAUGUUGUGCUUUGGUUUCGAUUGGAAUGUGGACUUUUUUUACAAGUAUGUUUAUCAAUUUAGCACCUUUACCGCCAUCCAUACAACACCUUUUCAAUACACACUCGCCAGCUCAUAUCAUCCUUGGACUUACGUCGGCAAUUGCUGAACAUCCUUGGCAAAUGAUUCGUUGGUUCACAAUCUUGUUCGCUUGCUUUUUCAUCGUUUAUAGUAUCGGAUAUCAUUAUUAUAUGGCUGUAAAGGAACCGUCUGGAUCAGUCUUGGAAGGAUUAUCGGAAGCAUUGGGAGAAAGAAGAAACGGUCCUGGAAGCGAGCUAUGGUGGUCGCGGUAUAGGAGACGUGCAGUUCGGGAGAGCAUCCUAGCAGCCAGACAAGCGAAGAGGAGAAAGUUCGGUUCUCAGUCGAGUAGAACGUCAAAUGGUGAUCUAAAUGGAAGGAAUUCGGCAGCACAUGGCCUCUUAAACGACAACACUUCCAUCUCUUCCAACAGUAUAAGCGACGCAGAAGUGCAAAGAGUGGAAGAUGGUGAAGAUUUAUGGGUUCAUGUGAAAAUGUGUCAUAAGUGUCAAAGGGUGCCUCUGUGGAAAGCAUUGGCAUGUUUGCCUCCAGAGCUACGAGCUAUCGAAAGAUCUUUGAGAAGCAAACGUCCUCUUUCUGCAAGUUAUUUGGUAGACGAGCCAGAAUUACUCGAUGAUGCAACACGGGGAGAAAGUGCAGAAGAUGUUCGAAGAUGGCUAGGAGCAGAAGCGGAAAAUCUUGUUCCUCCUCCAAAGCCAGAAAGGACGCAUCAUUGCAGCAUUUGUGAUACGUGCAUCUUGAAAUUCGAUCAUCAUUGUCCUUGGCUCAAUCAAUGUGUAGGGAUUGGGAACGAACGAUAUUUUGUUCUAUUUAUGGUUUGGCUUUCGAUCGGUUGUACGGUUGUUGUUUUUUCAGGAUGGAAAACUGUACGUAAAGCAGUUUCAUUUGAUCCUUGGGAAUUUCCGUAUACACCACGUUUAUUCCCUUUACUCACUUUUGCUCUUUGUGCGAUCAUGGGUUUCGCUUUGGCUGUGAUGGCAGCAUGGCAAUUACUUAUAAUUGGAUGGGGAGAAACAAGUGUAGAAAAUAGUGAUAAUACACAUUAUCGAGAAUUGAGCAAGAGAAAAGGUUUAUCGUUUAGCAACGUUUACGAUCUCGGUUUCAUGCAUAAUCUUGCACUUUAUUUCAACAUUGGACCUUUUUCGCAUCAUUCAAUCUUCACUAUCCUUGCUCCUUGGCGUAUCGAACCAUAUUCUGAUGGAUGGCACUUUGCCAAGAAGAUGGGCAUGUCAGGACGUCAUGAAGGCGUGAAUCCGGAGGAAGAGCUAACGGACGAUGAAGUCGAACGUGAUGAUGCACAUCCUUUGGCGAAAUAA
Molecule: messenger RNA, 1818 nt
Organism: Meira miltonrushii
Lineage: Eukaryota; Fungi; Basidiomycota; Exobasidiomycetes; Exobasidiales; Brachybasidiaceae
Product: zf-DHHC-domain-containing protein
Exons: 2
Coding region: 328-1818 (496 amino acids)
Molecular function (GO): palmitoyltransferase activity
Source: RefSeq, a predicted model, not a curated record